Messenger RNA from Stegodyphus dumicola, 3051 nucleotides. RefSeq lists its product as uncharacterized. The record is from RefSeq and is a predicted model, not a curated record. NCBI's taxonomy places the organism in Eukaryota, Metazoa, Arthropoda, Arachnida, Araneae, Eresidae. Gene Ontology annotation, cellular component: membrane.
UCCAAAGGGUAGUGGGUAGUUUUUACCGUCUCCAUUGCUAUGGUGAUGAAGUUUAGGAUUUCGUAAUACGUUUGUGUAUAGUUGUAGUACAAUGCAUGAUAUUUUUGUACACAUUUGCUUCGUUGAUAUAGGUGAUUUAACUGAACGGUUCAGUUCUGCCUGGUGGAAGUAUUGUAUAUAGUUAAUGGAUUCAGUUGCUGGAAUCAAAAUUGAUGAAGUUAUACUUUACAUUGAAGAUACUCUUGAAAGAUUAUCAGCAAAAUUCAAUGAGUAGAAUUCUUCACCUGCUGCUGGGUUUUUCUAAUUUUGUAUUAUGCAAGAUGUGGACUUACCAGCAGCAUAGUUGCUAUGGCUCAAGAAUUUCUACCACUUUGUGAUGUUUUGUUCAACAUCAUUUCUCUUGCAUCAUACUUCUGUGACAUUGUGUUUGAUGUUGUUACAAUUUAUACAUUAUAUGUUACGGGACAGUUAGCUUGGUUUGUUCUUUCAUUGUCGUGCAUAAUGUUAUCAUUACUUAUCAGUCAGUUGUUGUCUUUGAAGUGGUACUUUCACAGAAGCAGCGGGAAGGAUUUCAAAUUAUCAGUUGUUGCCUUUGUUCAUUUGAUCCAAUUUGGUGUCCUGUGGAGGUAUUUCAAGCUCUUUUUACCAGUUGAUCUGAGUGUGGUAAAAAAUGAGGUGAGAGAUCUUUGUAUGCUACGACUGAUCCACGCCUUUUGUGAGGCAGCUCCUAUGCUACUUAUACAGUUAUAUCUAAUUUGGUUGAAAUCCUCAUCUUCAGAAGUCACUGACUUAAACCUUGUGUCAACAAUUCUGUCUCUGUUUAGUGUGUGCUGGGCUCUGGCAUCAUUUAGUAAAAAUGUUCGGCGGCGUAAUAUUCAUAAACUUGUUCUAACAUGGCUUGGUGUAAUAUUCCAGUUUUUCUGGCGUCUUGGCACUGUAUCAUCACGUGUUGUUGUUCUCACUGUAUAUGCUACAUUAUACCAUUACUGGGUGUUUGUUGUUAUUGCACUGCAUUGGUUAACGAUGUUUCUGUGGUUGAUAUCACCAAAAAAUGUUUUCCAUGGUGAAUCUAUAUCAAUUAAGAAGAAAACAAUGUAUUCCAUGUUGAUUGCUUUUGUAUAUAUAUUUUGUUAUAUAAAUCUGCAAGAGAUAAAUGGGCGUCAGAAAAUGAUGGCAUUUUAUGUGACUAUGUUUUUAGAGAAUUCAUUGUUAAUGGCGGUUUACCUUUUUCUUAAAGGCCAAACAGGUUGGUACAACAGUAUGUCUGUAAUUGUUGCUUGGGGUGGAUUUUCUAUAGGAAUGGUAUUUAUGGUUUUAUACUAUCGUUUCUUUCAUAUCCAGCAUUUGAAACAUAGUUUAGCACCACAAACUGAUGUUGAAUCUCACUGUGCAGAUUGUGUAGCUGAUACUUGUGAUACUCAUGGCAACAAGGCCAAUUCCUUUCCUGAACAAGAAGUAGUAAAAAAUGGCACAAAAUCUGUUGGAAUUACGCAGUUUCCUAAGUCUCCAAAUCCUGUGAUUUUUCAGCCUACUAAUGGACAUUUUCAAAAUGGAAUGGUUUCUGGUAUUCCAGGUGUCUUCAACUGUAGAUUGAAUCCAGCAUUUAAAAGGAAGAAGAAAAAACCAUCUAGUUUUGUUCCUCCACCUGCCCCUGUAUCUGCUUUAGGGGCUGGUAACAAGACUUCAAAUCCCUUUUGGAAACGUCUUCCUGCCAAAUCUUGUAGCAGCGAUCAUGAAAGUAGUGUUGGUUCUCGUGUAAAUAUUCAGCAAAAAUUACAAGAGAAGAAACAGCAGCAACUACAAGAGUUGAAAGAAAUUGAGGAAGAAAUCAAACAAGGUAAACUCAAAAGGCCUCAUCCUAUGGAAAUCGGAGAUCAAGAUACUUUGCGCCAACCUAUUCCACAUUCUAAAAAGCAGCCUUGGGUGAGGCCAGAAUCACCUGCUGCCCGUCUGCCAUUAUAUCAUUCCUUAAUAGGACCUCAUAUUAUGAAUGGUAUGCGGCCAAAGUCUAAACAAAGAUCUCAAACUCCAGAAAUAUUGCUUGUUCCGGAGACUCUUGAUAGCUCUAGGCUUUACUGUGAUUACCAAGAAUCACGGAACUCUUAUUUAGCUUCUCCUCCUCAUAUCAUUUAUCCACGAAAUUCUGAUGUGUCCAGUAACAGUAAUAUGUCUGCAGCAUCAAAAACUAAAAUAUAUCCUCGUUCUCGAAACCCAGGGACAGUGCGAGAAACACCAUCUUGCCGAUGUCCACCUCCAGAAGCCUCUACAGGUGUACCAUAUAAGUCUCACAAUGUGCCUUCUGAUCUUGACAGCCAAAUAUCUCUUCCUCGCUCGUACACUUUGCCAAGAGAAUUCCGUUAUUAUCGCCGGCCAAGGCCGCGGAAACCAGUUCGUACUGAACAUUUUGUGCCUUCUAACAAUUCUAGUGAUGGUGAUGUGGACUCUGCAGAUGACAACGAAAUAUAUGUGCCUUUUCCAAAUCACCGAGUAGGGGCUCCAAUUCGUUUGAGACCGUAUCAACAGCCAUACAGAGCUUGUGUUGCAGUAUCUGGACAACUGCACGAAACAAAGUUAUGAAUCAAAAAUUUUGUAACAUAAAGAACAGAUGUAAUAUAAUUUAUUUUUAUAAAUCAGUAUUUAAUUUGUAUAUAACUUAUGUAUAUAUUUUUAUAUUAAAUUUUUUAUUCAGAUUUUUAUGUUUGUUACUGGAGAUUUUUUCAGAAGUUAGCUUAAAAGAUAUGAAAUAUAUUUGCUUUGAAAGAAUUAAAGUGUAAAAUCUUUUGCAUUAUAUUUGAAAUAUAUAAAAGCUUCCAUUGUGAUUUGAAGGAAAAUAAUUUACACAUAUCUUUAUGUCAGAGGUGCUGUAUUAAAAAUAAGCGAACUUACUAGUAAUCAAGUUUUGAUAGUGUAAUAAGGAACAAACGUGAAGAGCAAAUUAAUAGUUUGCUAUUAAAUCAGACUUUGUAUAUAAAAUAUAGUAAUGCUGUUGUAAAAGUAAAAUAUAGUAUAACAUAUUUUUGAAGUUAAUAAUAAAAAUAUUUUUAAACUUUA